Messenger RNA from Rosa rugosa (rugosa rose), 2206 nucleotides. Its product is annotated as ADP,ATP carrier protein 1, mitochondrial-like. Gene Ontology annotation, molecular function: ATP:ADP antiporter activity. The transcript is spliced from 4 exons. Bases 795 to 1952 code for a protein of 385 amino acids. The record is from RefSeq and is a predicted model, not a curated record. NCBI's taxonomy places the organism in Eukaryota, Viridiplantae, Streptophyta, Magnoliopsida, Rosales, Rosaceae. Gene Ontology annotation, cellular component: mitochondrial inner membrane. Gene Ontology annotation, biological process: mitochondrial ATP transmembrane transport; mitochondrial ADP transmembrane transport.
CCUUAUUUUAUCUCCAUCUUCUUCAUCCAAAACCAAGCCCAACCUUAGAACCACAUGAACCCUAAUUGGAGAUUUGGGGCGGGUUGGGUCAAAGCUAAAAUUACAAACUGUGGAAAUUGCAUCGAUGAGAAGAGCAGGGGUUGGGGAGGAGGAGGAGGAGGUACCGGAGAUCAAGAACACGGCGUAGAUCAAAAAAGCAGUCCAAUCAAGAUUGAUGGUUUCAGUUUCGAUCCCCAACGGAGCUAUGGUGGGCUUCGUUCGACGUCAUUUCAGUUUCAAAUGCGCGGUGGAGUACAGCAGAGACCAUAAAGCAGCAACGUCCAAGUUCCCGCGGCGCAUCCUCGAUCCGCCGAGGUCCAGUGGAAGAAGGAGCUCUACGGUGCAACUCAUCGGCGGUCGUCGGUCUUCCCGUCGAAAUUAAGCACCUUCCCUUUGGUAAAGUAUGGUAAUAUCAGAAUUUGGCUCUUUUAUGAUCGUUGAAAAGUAUAAGAUGGAGGCUAAAUCCAAUUCUUCGUUGACCCAGUUUUCUUGAAUAAACGUGAUUUUGAUUAUUAAACAACCCCCUCAAGGACCAAGACUCGAAAGUGAUCUCUUUUGAAUUUGCUACAUAAUGAAUGGUACAAAAGCUCAUCACAACAUAUUCAAAUUCAAAUUUGCAAUAGACUCUCUCGCCUCCUCCACACAACGCCCGCUCUCUCUAGGAGACUUGUCUUUGAGCAUUUCAGCAGCCAGGAGCUCAAGGCGGAGACCCUCGCAGCCUUCAAUCGCCCUUCAUUUUCUUCGAAGGAGACGCAAUGGUUGAUCAGGUUCAACACCCUACUGUCAUGCAAAAGGUAGCUGGCCAGCUCCUUCAGCAAUCCAUUCAGGGAUAUGAUACUGGCUUCCAAAGGCAGGGGAUGUACCAGAGACGUCCUGCAUAUGGAAAUUACUCCAAUGCUGCAUUGCAAUAUCCCAUGAUGCCUGCUUGCAGAGCUACCACUGAUCUGUCCAUGAUUCCAUCAACUGCAUCCCCAGUUUUUGUGCAAGCCCCCGCAGAGAAAAGCCACUUUGUCAUUGAUUUCCUUAUGGGUGGUGUUUCUGCUGCUGUAUCUAAGACCGCUGCUGCUCCCCUUGAGCGUGUCAAGCUUUUGGUUCAGAACCAGGAUGAAAUGAUCAAGUCUGGUCGGUUGUCUCAACCCUACAAGGGCAUUGGUGAGUGCUUCUCCAGAAUAAUCAAGGAAGAAGGAUUUGGUUCAUUGUGGAGAGGAAACACUGCCAACGUCAUCCGUUACUUCCCCACUCAGGCGUUCAACUUUGCAUUCAAGGAUUACUUCAAGAGGCUAUUCAAUUUCAAGAAAGACAGGGAUGGUUAUUGGAAGUGGUUUGCUGGUAACUUGGCCUCAGGAGCUGCAGCUGGUGCUUCUUCUUCUUUGUUCGUCUACUCUUUGGACUAUGCUCGUACCCGUUUGACUAAUGAUUCUAAGGCUGCAAAGAUGGGAGGAGAGAGACAAUUCAAUGGUCUGAUUGAUGUCUACAAGAAGACAUUGAAAUCUGAUGGUAUUGCUGGUCUAUACCGUGGAUUCAGUGUAUCAAUUGUUGGUAUCAUUGUUUACCGUGGUUUGUACUUUGGACUGUAUGAUUCACUCAAGCCUGUGGUCCUAAAGGGAAGUUUGCAGGAUAGUUUCUUUGCUAGCUUUGCUCUUGGAUGGGUCAUCACUACUGGUGCUGGUCUUGCUGCCUACCCAAUGGACACUGUUCGUAGAAGAAUGAUGAUGACCUCCGGUGAAGCCGUCAAGUACAAGAGUUCUUUUGAUGCCUUCAAGCAGAUCUUGAAGAAUGAGGGUGCCAAGUCCCUGUUCAAGGGUGCUGGUGCAAACAUCCUCCGUGGCAUUGCUGGUGCUGGUGUCCUUUCUGGUUAUGACAAGUUGCAGCUGAUUGUGUUCGGGAAGAAGUAUGGUUCUGGAUCUGGUUAAGAAUGUCUCGUCUCCCAAGCCAGAUAGCUUUUAGAUGGUGAUGAAAAUCUCUUCUUUUUUUUUUAGUCUGAAGUACUUAUUUCGGCAAAAUUUUUCUUGAAUAAUUCAGUUAUAGGGGAGUUGUUCCCAAACAGAUUUUUACAAUGGGAUUGAUUUUUGUUCUCAUAAGCCAGAUUUUUACUGUGAGUGGUGUAAAUUUCACACAUAUUUGGAAUUUUAGUCAGAUGAUAUGCUGGUUAUUUUGAGUGUUUCAA